Molecule: messenger RNA, 884 nt
Organism: Capra hircus (goat)
Lineage: Eukaryota; Metazoa; Chordata; Mammalia; Artiodactyla; Bovidae
Product: histone H3.1-like
Exons: 1
Coding region: 318-728 (136 amino acids)
Cellular component (GO): nucleosome
Molecular function (GO): structural constituent of chromatin; DNA binding; protein heterodimerization activity
Source: RefSeq, a predicted model, not a curated record
UUAGAAUUGUUCAGUCCAUUGGUUAUUUCUCUGUUCAUAAAAUGCAAUGAAUGAACUACAUUAAAAUCAGUAGUGAAUGAAACUUCACUUAUAUUACUGUUAUGGACUCAUUAUACUGGACUAUAUAGACUCAGGAUAAAAGUUCGAUUAUACUUUUUAUUUUUAAAGGAAAUCCCAUCAUAUUUCUCCGAAAGGCAAAGUGAGAACCAAUUAGAUCACAGCGCGGGACCUAGGAAUCAAACUGAUCUGCUCCUAUAAAUAAGGUCAGAAGCAGCACCAGCAGCAUAACACUCUCCUGCCAGUUUUCUGUUAGCCUCAUGGCUCGCACUAAGCAGACCGCUCGCAAGUCCACCGGCGGUAAGGCGCCGCGCAAGCAGCUCGCCACCAAGGCGGCCCGCAAGAGCGCGCCGGCCACCGGCGGCGUGAAGAAGCCCCACCGCUACCGGCCCGGCACGGUAGCUCUGCGAGAGAUCCGCCGCUACCAGAAGUCCACGGAGCUGCUGAUCCGCAAGCUGCCGUUCCAGCGGCUGGUGCGCGAGAUCGCACAGGACUUCAAGACCGACCUGCGCUUCCAAAGCUCGGCGGUGAUGGCGCUGCAGGAGGCGUGCGAGGCCUACCUGGUGGGGCUCUUCGAGGACACCAACCUGUGCGCCAUCCACGCCAAGCGCGUCACCAUUAUGCCCAAGGACAUCCAGCUUGCACGCCGGGUCCGCGGAGAGAGGGCAUAAUCCAAAGCUGCUGCUUUCUCUGUACUGAAAAAGGCUCUUUUCAGAGCCACCUACUAUGUCGAUAAGAACUGUUGUAAUGCUUUCCCUUAUUUUACCUCCCUAGGCAGUUAACCGGAGAAGGCGAUGGCACCCAACUCCAGUACUCUUGCCUGGAAA